AUGCAGGAAAACUACGCAGCUCUGGCCUCGCUGGGGACAGCUGAGCUGCUCCCGCUUUCUGCUUUCCUGUCGCCUACGGAGCCUGAAGGAACCAUGGGAGGUGGAAGCCAUGUUGAUGAGGGGCAGGUGCCUCCUGGCCAGGGAGGCCCCAGGGGAGGACUGCCGAGGCGCAGCCUGCCCCUCUCUGCCCUGGUGCAGCUGGUGAGGGGGAUCCCAGAGUUCCUGUUCCGGGAGGUCCCCGAGAGUGAUGAGGCCAGCGCAAGGACAAGCCCAGCAGCAGAACCUGCCAGUGGACUGGAGUCUACAGCAAAGGAAGUCCCAGGGGCCAGUGAGCCCUGCGUACCCUCCUGCAGCCCUGACAAGGCGAAGAGCCGUUGGAACCAGGAGAGAGGGGCCCUAGGGUCAGGACUCUCUCCUGGGAGCAGCCCUUUGCAGGGUCUCAUCGACUGCCUGCGAGAAAUCCUGGUACCGGCUCCCCAGCACCCUGAAGAACCCCCAAGCAGACUGUGUCCCCACCCCCCACUGAGCAGCUGGAGGCUCAUGAAGCUGGAGCCAGCACCCAGGAGGCCCCCCUCGGAAGACUUCUGCUCCACGUUGUCUCUGAAGGACAGGCAUCAAUAUGCUGGCGUUGCAGGCAUCCGUGUCCUCUCUCUGAAGCUUCAUGGCUUUCUUAAGGAAAUGAAGGUGGAGGCAGCUCCAGCGGCCUGCGUGCUCCAGGGUGGGCCAGGCCAUCCGAAGAGAACCUUGGAGGCCUGCAACAGCCACGCCAGCCUCUCAGGAACAGGGCAGCCACCACAGCGGGAAGAGCCAGGGACCCGGGAGCGGGAUUCUGGAGCCAGCAGGGCCUCAAGCUCUCCCCUGGAGGCCCUGGAGGCCUGUCUGAAGGGCAUUCCCCUGAGUGGGCCCUCACCACCCCAGCCACCUACCACCUCUUGGUCCUGGAGCCCCCAGCAAGGACCUGUUUCUCCAAGACUGGAGCUGAGGCCCCAUGGGUCACACAGCACAGCCGCCAAGCCCUCCCCACUGCAUCACCUGGAGAACUCUCUGGAGGGGAUGCUUCCCAUGGAGCCCCUGCGCUUCAGCUGCCUGGCCAGCCCUAGCCCCAACCCGAGUCCCAGCAGCACAGAGGAGGACCAGAGGCUGGAGCCUGAGCCGGGACCCCUGCGUCUCCAGGGCCAUGUCAUGAGAUCCUCACAUCAGAGUGGCUCCGUGUCCAUGUCCAAGACCCGAAGCCACACCUCUCUGCUGUCUGCAGGGCUGGCUGGCAUGCCCCCGCGAACUACCCCACAACUCGAGGAACAGCUCAGGCCCUGCCAGCCUGCCGGGCCCACCCAGGGGCCUGGGGCCUGGAAGCACAGGGGCCUGGGCCCUGGACACAGCAGCCUACCUGUCACAGGUGAGGCGGUGGCUGGGUACACCUUGCUGGAGAUCUCUGGGGAAAGAAACGGUCUUCACCACCAACCAGCUCUGGGCAGCCCUCUAGCUCCAGCCAGCUCUGUAUCCCUGGCCUCGCCCGAGUCACCAGCCCUGGUCGCUGCCAUCCCCACCCGGCCACCGUGUCCCUGUAGGGACCUCCAGCGGGAGCUGUGCAGCCUUGGUGCCACCCUCUCGGGGAAGCUGGACUGGCUCGCCACCACUCUGGCCAGCCUAUCACAGGAUGUAGCCUCCAUGAAGGACCAGGUGAAUCGGCUAAGGCGGCAUUCGUCAGGCCACAGGCUGAAGGGCGGGGGCUCCUGGCCGAGGCCCAGUGGUUACAAGUGCCCACCAUACUGGAAGCCCCCAGGCCCCACCAGGCCCAGACCCAAGCUCCUGCGGGGCCCAGGGGAGGGCAGCUCCACAGGGCCCCCCAGGGGCCAGCGGCCACCUGCAGACACCUCGCCAGCCUCAGCUGCACCUUCAGGACCUACCUGUGGCUGUGCGGCCAGAACCCACCUCUCUCCAGUGCCUGCCAUUGUGUCCCCCCAGACUGCCCUCGUCCCUGAGGUGGCUGCAGAGGCAGGCCCCUCACCUGCAGUAACUACACCAGCCUCCAUCCUAACUCAGCGUGUGGACACAGGGGGAACCCAGGAGACCAAACCCAAGGGAGCCUGGGGAGAUGGGCAUGGAGACUCGAGGUGGGGGUCCCUGAGCUCUGCCCCAGUCCUGCGGAGGAUGCCACCACCAAGGGCGCCACCCCACACCUCCAUCCCAGCACCCAUGGAGCCCUUCUCAUCACCUUUCUGA
Molecule: messenger RNA, 2223 nt
Organism: Orycteropus afer afer
Lineage: Eukaryota; Metazoa; Chordata; Mammalia; Tubulidentata; Orycteropodidae
Source: RefSeq, a predicted model, not a curated record